AUGUUACUGAGAGGAAAAUCCAAAGAACGAACCGACCGCCAAGUCACUCCGCCUGGACCAUCAUAUAUGUCAAAUGAUCAAUUUGCGGACUACUUAGCAGAUUUAAGAAACAAUCGUGUCGCACGACCGAGUGGUGCAAGACCUCCCCCUCCAAGUAAACGCCGACAAUCGAAUUCAGUAUCGUUAGCAUCAUCAGCUAGCACCCCGCAGACCACCAAUGCCCCACCAGAGACCCCAGCUUCUGUAGAUCUUCCACCGCGGCCCGGAAGUUCAUUUUCUCGCAGACCAACCCGAAACUCAAUCGGAUCAUAUUCCUCAGUGAGCUCUAGGGCAGGUCGAUCACUUGUUCAGCCACCGCCUCAAGAACCUCCUCUCAAACCCUCUGAAGUCGUACCCAGUGCUACAUAUAUUGAAAGAGGUCUAAGAUGGAUGGAAAAGGAGGAAGCAGUGUCUUUACGGGAGGCCAUGGAGGAUAUGGAUAUAAAAGAAGAGCACGGUGACGAAGUGCGGAUCCAUAAUGCCGCGCAAGAAGAAGCAUCCGAAUUAGUCUAUACGCAUCAGUUUGGGGAGAAGUUCAAGAACCCCGACGCGCCAUAUCGAUAUAAAGACCAUUUGAGGAAGAACAGUUACGCACAUGCGAGGACCCAGAGCAUUGGAAAAAACGGAGGCAUUGUUAUGGCUACAGGACUUGCUAGGGAUACGGCCCCAAAGGUGGACUCAAUUGGUAGCGAUGAGGAAGGACAAGAAAGGUCUGGAAAUUCAAAGCCUUCUUUCCCCAUCAAGGGCGGUGUUACCCCAGAACGAACGUUGCGCGGAUCUCUAGAUACUAGUCGAGAUGCAAUAUCUCAACAAGCAACUACCAAAACCUAUGGCGGUGUUAGCCAACUACAGAACGGGAGAAGAAUGGCUGGUGGUGGUAAGAGAAAUAUUAGUGGCGAGGUCAAAGGCAGCUUUACUGGUGAACAAAUAUGGGAAGAGCCCGAACAAGAGACCAUGAACAAUCUCGAUCGUGGCCGGCCUUCAGAAGGUCGCCCAGCCUCUGCUUUACAAUCCAAACCCCGAAACCCUCUUAAUCGUGUUCAAUUUUCGGGCGAUGCUCCACGAUCGAAUAGUACUCCCCCUGAAAUUACCAAGAAGCUGUCCAGCACCGAGAUCUACAAAAACCCGCCAACGCAGUCAAGAAAUCCUGCAUAUACUGCAAACUCGUCUCCAGCAAUUGAACCAGAACCUGAGAAGGAAGAGGCCCCAAAGAAGAACGGUGUUGAGAUCCGAGGUGAUGAUAUACGUCAAGCGACAAGUAUGCGUCUUGGUGAUCGCAGUCCAAAACUCCCCACACCCACUGCAGUCAGUGAUAAACCUGGCCGACCAAUUGUAAGCUUUGAUAAGAAUUGGAGGCCGCAUGAGGCUGAUGACAAGCCAGAAGUGCGAAGAAGAUCGCCGUUCGAUCGCCGGCCAAAUAGCCAAAAGCAAAGCUUGCCUAUUCGACCAGGUCCGACGCCUAUCGCAUCAAACAAGGAUUCUAGUGCACCGUCCCAAGUGAGCUUUCCCAUGCCCAGUAUAAGUGUCUCGGAAUCAACACCGUCAGUCCCUUCUAUAAACUUUCCUGAUACCCCUCAAAUUUCCGUUUCGGCUCCUAGAGUUCCCACAAUCAUUGAACCAGGAUCAAGCCCAACCAAGCCAGCACCUGCUGUACCAACGAUAAAUAUUCCAACUAUCAACGAGCCAGUACUUCAUUCCACGCCCCAGAUUCCGAAUAUUUCGGAGCCCGGAUCUUCGCAAUCAAAAGCAAGGCCACUUCCAGAUCCGAAGACUGCCUCAAAACGUCCCAACCCACGACAAGCCCCAACGCCAGUUCCUCGAGGCCACUGGUCUCCUGCAGUAGGCAGUCGAGCCACCGCAACCUGUCACCAAUGUCAAUUGCCAAUCGAAGGGAAAGUAGUAGCCCUUCGUGGUGUACCAGAGCGAUUCCACCCGGAAUGCUUUAUCUGUUUCACAUGUGGUACCGCUCUACAAGACCUCGAAAUUAGUCCCGAACCCGCCGUCUCUCGCGCGGCACGUCUCGAUCGUAUCAAAUGUCGUGCUCAAGGAGAAACAAUUCCCGAUACCGAAGGCGAAACAGAAGCUGAAGAUGGAGAUGCUAGACUUCGCUUCUAUUGCCACCUCGACUGGCAUGAACUUUAUGCUCCUAGCUGUAAACAUUGCAAAACCCCCAUCAUCGGUGAACAUGCCGUUGCACUUGGCGAGCACUGGCACUACGGCCAUUUCUUCUGCGCCGAGUGCGGAGAUCCUUUCGAACAAGGAAUGACGCAUAUCGAAAAAGAUGGAUAUGCCUGGUGUCUCCCAUGUCAAACCAAACGCACAGAACGGAAAGCCCCGAAAUGUAAAAGAUGCAAAAAGGCGGUUUUAGGCCAGUAUGUACAAGCGCUGGGUGGCGAAUGGCAUGAUGAAUGCUUUAGAUGUGGGCAUUGCGCGGGUGGAUUUGAUGAUGGGCAGAUUUUCCCUUGCCAGAGGGGAGAUAAGGGGGAGGGUGGUGAGGUUAUUGUGCUUUGUACGGGAUGUAUGGAGAAGGAAUUGAAGCAAUGA
Messenger RNA from Sclerotinia borealis F-4128, 2583 nucleotides. The record is from the annotation of a GenBank genome assembly. Lineage: Eukaryota; Fungi; Ascomycota; Leotiomycetes; Helotiales; Sclerotiniaceae.